Molecule: messenger RNA, 548 nt
Organism: Penaeus indicus
Lineage: Eukaryota; Metazoa; Arthropoda; Malacostraca; Decapoda; Penaeidae
Product: cuticle protein CP14.6-like
Exons: 3
Coding region: 10-453 (147 amino acids)
Cellular component (GO): chitin-based extracellular matrix
Molecular function (GO): structural constituent of chitin-based larval cuticle
Source: RefSeq, a predicted model, not a curated record
UCGUUCAAAAUGAAAUUCGUAGUAUUUUUGGUUCUUAUCGCCGUGGCCUUUGCUGACCGGCUAUACGAGGCCCCAGCACGGGAUGCCUCUGAUGAGAUCGCCAUCUUGAGGGACGACCGCGUGAUCGAGGACGACGGACGGUACAACUUCGACAUGGAGACAGCCAACGGCAUCGUCAUGUCUGAGUCUGGCUCUCCUACAGGAGACGAGGGAGCCAUCAACAGCGCCGGCUCUUUUUCGUACACCGCUCCUGACGGCACUAAGGUCCACCUCCAGUACGUAGCUGAUGAGGGCGGCUUCCAGCCACAGGGCGCCCAUCUGCCAGUAGCCCCCGAGUUCCCCCACCCGAUCCCCCAGUUCGUCCUCGACCAGAUCGCCUUCGCCGCGGAGGAGGACGCCCGCAAUGCCCGUGGAGAAGUCUCCCGCUCCUAUGGUGCCCCUCAUGAUGACUAAUCAACUUAUCUCGAUUGUGACAAUUACCUAAGAUGAAGAGUGUAUGUAUGUGUAUGUAGUUUAUUUAUUGUUACGUGAAUAAAUUUGGUCGUUGU